GGUAAGGAGAAUUGACAGUGUCCAUUCAUGCAAAAUUUCAAGGCGAUCCAAGGCCUUUAAGUGUGACUUUAUUCGUCCCCCUUCCAGUAUUAUUAUAUAGAUUUGUGAUCCGAUUUGGAGUACAAUAGAUACUUAAAGAGUAACUUGAGAUUUCCGCUGAAAAAAGGUAAAAAAACAAAAGAGACAGACGACACUUAAUACAUCCUGCAAGAUGGCGACGAAGAGUCUAGUUGUCAUCAACGUCCGUUACCUUAUCUACCUUACAGUUACCGAAAUUAUUUUCGCAAUCAGAGCGGUUUGGAGACGCUUUUCCGGAAACGCUGCCAUGUUGAAACGGAUACAAGAUGGUGACUUGUACGAAAUGUCCGCACAGGUAUAUGACGUGACCUUCAAAGCAAAAGUGGGUGAGUUCUCCACGACAUCAGCCCGUGAUUUCUUUGGCCUCAAAAUGCGACUCGACCACCCUAGGUGCGUGCUACAAGACAACGUAUCCCUCUACGCUGUUGAUAAGGACAACGCUACCUUUGUUGUUACGGCACCAAAUCUGGACAUCUUCCAUUCUGACCACGGCCCGUUCUUUUACCUCGCUCAGUACAAUCACGCCAUGCAAUACAUUACCAUGCCGAUAUGGGCAUUCCACAGACUAGCAGACGAGGUUGGCGACCCAGAGGUCAAGGUCAUCUUGCUCUCUAACACUGGGAGAUGCGGUUCUACUCUUGUAUCGCAGAUGUUUGAGAGAUGCCCUGGCGUUUUAUCAGUGAGUGAACCUGAAGGCAUAUCGGCGUGUAAUAACUUCAGGUUGAAGUUGCCGAAAGACGAGUACGAACUUCUAUUCAGGAGCACGUUUAGGAUGAUUUGUAAACCACUACAGCAGCGAGACGUUAAGUGUCUUUUCAUAAAAACAAGAUGUGCUUGCGUUGUGCACAUUCCCGCUGUCGCAUCCAUCUUUCCGAAUGUUAUCCAAUUGUUCAUGUACCGCGAUUACCUAGAUACCUUAAUAUCAUGGCGUCAGACAACCAGUGAAACUAAUGUUCUCGACAAGAUUUUUCGGUUUGCAGAUGUUCCUUCCCCGAGCAUCAUGUUCGGAGAUACAGAAGGCAUGGAAUGGAUGAAAGAUGAAGCAGAACAACACGAUUUCCUCCACUAUGGCUGCCUCCACAUCUGUUGGCUGAUAUACUGCUAUCUAGAAUAUCAGAGAUCUGGGAUUAAAAUUGCUGCAUUGAAAUAUGAUGAUUUCAUGAAGUGUCCGCACGAGGUUUGCAGAAAACUCCUCAGGCACUGCGAUAUACCUGAAAAGUAUGCGACGGACGCGGUCAAGGCCAUGCAGCGUGAUUCUCAGCGUGGUACCUCGUUUAGCCGCCAGGGGCGCAACGGGCUUAAAAAACCAGCCAUUACGGAGGAAUUGUUGAGAAAAUUUGAUGGCUAUUGCCGGAGAGUUGGAAUACCACUGAUGAGUGAAUCGUUGCCACUUCCGGCAACCAUAACCACACAUUUUAGCGAACAAGCCAGCGGUGAUCAUGAAUCGUCAGCCGAUUAACUACGCUUUGGCUAUUCUUACGUGGUUGCAGUUUCCUCAGGCUGCCCUUAUACGUUAGAGUCUGUUUCACAUGCACGAAUGAGCUUAAAGAGAGAGUAUAGGCAUUGACAAUGAUCGGAUAUUGUCGUUAAAGUAGAACAUACACGGUAUGCAUAUUGUACAAUGUAUAUUUUGAAGGUCAUUAUGGCUGGUAUGAUGUAUUUACUGGGGCAGUAUUUCUGUUGGAAGUCGUUUGGUAUUUGGUGUCUCUGCAUAGUUACAAACAUGGAUUAUGCAGCUUAGGGUGAUGGCGUGGUGGUGUGGAUACAUGUAGGUAUGGAUAUCUGUUUAUCCGCAGUAGAUUUGAAAACUAAUAUCAUGCUGUUAGAAGGUUAUUUCCUGUUCUGGACUAGGAUACGUAUCCCAAACAAUUUCCGCUAAAAUGACUGGCCACCAUCUGCCGAAAGACCAUUUUUAUUCAUUGUGAAAUGGCCAUUAACCAUACAGACGGAAUGUAAACUCACAUUCCAUCUCCAAUCAUUUAUCUGAAAUGUCCGCACUUGGUUUUAUCCUCAGCAAUUCCAACUGCGCACAAAAGACAUUUGACAUCAUUACUCCUCUGAUGUGCAAUUUUCUAGUAAUCAUUAUUUAGCUCCGAGUAAGCUUAUAACGCUUGAAAAGACGUGACAGUGCGGUGGAGGAAGGGAUGCUUAGUAUAAUCAGAAUCUUUCAAUAAACUGGAAAGAUUGUGGUAUAAUGGAACAAUGAAUGUGGAUUAUGUCGUACAAUGUACGUGAGUUUCAUAGCAAAUCGGGAUGUACCCAAAUUCCGUAUUAUUGUGUUAACCAUACAAUGCCAUCGCCCAAAUACUAAAAACCGGCUAAUUCUCCAAACAUCUGAUCAAUCGGGCCAACAGUAAAACCUUUAUGUUAAGAUAUUUCACUGAUAUCAAAUCAAUUUCUAAUUGAUUCCAACGUUGAAGCUAUUUUUCUGAAAAUGGUACAAAUGUCGAAAUUUUACGGGUAAGGAUGAUAUUUCCUUUGGGGAAUAACAUUCAUGUACAAUGUACACGCAUAUAUAUAUACAUUAUAGAUUAUAAUGCAACAGUAUAGAUUAGAUGAUCCAUGACAUAUAGGUAGAUUUGGUAGAUUAGACGAUAAUGACAUGUUCGUUGACAUUCGGCAAGACAUCGGUAACGAGGUAGAUAAUUAAAGGCCACCACCGUUCAUUAAAAAUUGGAAAUUUGUAAUUACAUUUGAAAAUUUCCAAUUAUGAAAAUCGUAAUUAUGACGUAGUUGAUAUAAAUUGUAAUUAUGAUGUACUUAUAUAAAUUUCACCAGUGCCGCUGUGGAAACAGAUAUACAAAUACAUAUGUACUGCGGGAUGUCCUCCUGAAUACCGGUAGUCUAUCCUUUCUAUACUACAAAAGUAGCACAAUACAUUUCGAGGUCAACAAAAGGUACCAGUAGGACUAAGUAGGCCAUGGUCCCGUAUUUAUUGUGACUUGUCAUGCACAAUCUGCAAAGCGCCGCUUUGAACAUUGACUAACAAAACAUUAGAAAUACCCGCUGGUGUGGCUUACAGACUGUGACGACCUUGGCAUACAAUAACAUUCAUGAAGUAUAAAUAGCCAAUUAUAAUAACGCUGGUUGAGCAGCUCAUCUGUGGUCUACUGAAAGGUUUCAGGACAGACCGGUGUAACGUUUUUGAGUGUUUCUGUUUUUGAGUGUUUCCCCUCAUUGUUUGGGAACUCUCAAAAAUAGAUUGACAAGUUUUUCUGUGUAUCCCCCCUAUUGAAAAGUCAUGGUCUCUCUAGCUGCCUAUUGUUUGGAAACACUGAAACAUGGGGAACAACCACAGAUGUUACACCGGGGUUAAAGUGUAAAGUCGGAUGAUAACCUAUAUCGUAGUUGAUAUCAGACUAUAAACCCUAACUUUAAACUUUAAACUUUAAACAUGCAAUAUAAUGGCACCCAGGAGGCCUCUUCAAAUUGGCACCCAA
Lineus longissimus is the source of this 3518-nucleotide messenger RNA. RefSeq lists its product as uncharacterized. The record is from RefSeq and is a predicted model, not a curated record. The transcript is spliced from 2 exons. The coding region runs from base 212 to 1537 and encodes 441 amino acids. Lineage: Eukaryota; Metazoa; Nemertea; Pilidiophora; Heteronemertea; Lineidae.